AUUUCAGUUUCCUUGGCAUUCCAAAGAAAAAGAACACUGCCUUUUGUUUUCUUUGGCAGUUUGAGCAACAAAAAUGCUGAGGAAGCUGCUAUUUCAACAAGCUUCCACAGCUCGGCGUUUACUGUCUGCUCAGUCGAUAGCUCCUUUACUCAACAAAUGCUCUGUUUGCUCGUACUCUUCAUCUUCACGGUCCGAAAUCCCUCAGACUAAUUCCAUCGAACAGAUUGAAGACCAACCCACGAAGACCAUUUCCAUUGACCGUUCUGGCCUCUACAAUCCUCCAGAGCAUUCCCAUGAACCUUCCUCAGACUCUGAACUUGUCAAGCAUCUCAAAGGCAUUAUUAAGUUUCGGGGUGGGCCGAUAUCGGUGGCAGAAUACAUGGAAGAAGUCCUAACAAAUCCCAAGGCUGGGUUCUACAUUAACCGGGAUGUCUUUGGAGCUGAAGGUGAUUUCAUAACAUCUCCAGAAGUAAGCCAGAUGUUUGGCGAGAUGGUUGGUGUUUGGGCUAUGUGUUUAUGGGAGCAAAUGGGACAACCAAAGAGAGUGAACCUGGUUGAGCUUGGCCCUGGCCGAGGAACUCUGAUGGCUGAUCUUCUUCGUGGUGCAUCAAAGUUUAAACAUUUCACAGAGUCAUUGCAUAUACAUUUGGUAGAAUGUAGCCCAGCAUUGCAAAAGCUUCAGCACCAAAGUUUGCAAUGUAUGGAUGAUGAUAAUACCAGCGAAGGUGUUGAGAAAAGGAUUACAAGUACACUGGCUGGAACACCUGUAUCGUGGCAUGUGGCCCUGGAACAGGUUCCAUCAGGAUUGCCCACAAUAAUUAUUGCCCAUGAAUUCUAUGAUGCACUGCCAAUCCAUCAAUUUCAGAGGGCUUCUCAUGGCUGGUGUGAGAAAAUGAUAGAUGUCACGGAAGAUUCAUUGUUUCGCUUUGUUCUAUCUCCGCAGCCUACACCUGCAGCUCUGUACCUACUGAAGCGCUGCAAGUGGGCUGUGCCUGAAGAAAUAAAGAAACUUAAUCAAAUUGAAGUUUGCCCCAAAGCAAUGGACUUAACUCACACACUUGCGAAGAGAAUAAGUGCUGAUGGAGGCGGGGCUCUUAUUAUUGAUUAUGGCCUGAAUGGAGUAGUGUCAGAUAGUCUGCAGGCCAUUCGAAAGCAUAAAUUUGUUGACAUGCUAGACAACCCUGGGACUGCUGAUCUCAGUGCUUAUGUUGAUUUUGCUUGCAUCAGGCACUCUGCUGAGGAAGCUUCAGAUGAUGUGUCUGUUCAUGGCCCUAUUACUCAGUCUGAGUUCCUCGGUUCCCUUGGAAUAAAUUUCCGAGUUGAAGCCCUGCUACAGAACUGCACAGAUGAACAAGCUGAAUCUCUAAGGACAGGAUACUGGCGUUUGGUGGGUGAAGGUGAAGGCCCCUUUUGGGAGGGACCAGAUGAACAGGUGCCUAUUGGGAUGGGAACCCGUUACCUGGCAAUGGCCAUUGUUAACAAGAAGCAAGGCAUCCCAGUUCCAUUUUAAUGAAGUUUUAAACAGUGUUGUCUUUAUAAAAUCUUUUUUAAGCAUAUAUGUACAUUAUCUUUUACUGCUACAAUUUAAUAAAGCUAAAGUUUUUUUUUGUCUGAAAUUUCA
Molecule: messenger RNA, 1621 nt
Organism: Theobroma cacao (cacao)
Lineage: Eukaryota; Viridiplantae; Streptophyta; Magnoliopsida; Malvales; Malvaceae
Product: NADH dehydrogenase ubiquinone complex I, assembly factor-like protein (DUF185)
Biological process (GO): mitochondrial respiratory chain complex I assembly
Cellular component (GO): mitochondrion
Molecular function (GO): protein-arginine omega-N symmetric methyltransferase activity
Source: RefSeq, a predicted model, not a curated record